Molecule: messenger RNA, 1156 nt
Organism: Propithecus coquereli (Coquerel's sifaka)
Lineage: Eukaryota; Metazoa; Chordata; Mammalia; Primates; Indriidae
Gene: HAUS7
Product: HAUS augmin-like complex, subunit 7
Exons: 10
Coding region: 28-1143 (371 amino acids)
Biological process (GO): spindle assembly; centrosome cycle
Cellular component (GO): HAUS complex
Molecular function (GO): microtubule minus-end binding
Source: RefSeq, a predicted model, not a curated record
GGCGGGGCGCGGCUGCGAGGGCGAAACAUGGCGGGGCAGGUUGCUGGCGGCGGCGGCGGCGGCGGCGACUACUACUACGAGGACAAGGGCGACCACAGCGUGUUGAAGGCGGCUGUGGAGGUGUUCGGGAAGCUGAAGGACCUAAACUGCCCCUUCCUAGAGGGUCUGUAUAUCACAGAACCAAAGACGAUUCAGGAACUGCUGUGUAGCCCCUCGAAGUACCGCUUGGAGAUCCUGGAGUGGAUGUGUAUACGGGUCUGCCCCACCUUGCAGGACAAGUUCAGCUCACUAAAGGGAGCCCCAGCAGAGGUGAAGAUUCAAGAGAUGGUGAAACUAGGCCAUGAGCUGAUGCUGUGCACUCCAGACGACCAGGAGCUCCUAAAGGGCUGUGCCUGUGCCCAGAAGCAGCUGCACUUCAUGGACCAGUUGCUGGACACAGUCCGGAGCCUGACCAUUGGAUACUCCAGUUGCUCGAGGCCAAAAGAGCACUUCAUGGACACCACGGAGAAGAAUGAGGCAUUGCUGGAGGAGCUCUUCUCCAGCCCCCACAUGCAGAUGCUCCUGAACCCUGAGUGUGACCCGCGGCCCCUCAACAUGCAGACCCUCCUCAACAAGCAGAGUGACGACUGGCAGCGGGACAGCCCCUCUGCCAAGUCUGAGGAAGAGAAGGUGGCGGAGCUGGCCAGGCAGCUGCAGGAGAGCACUGCCAAGCUGCAGGUGCUCAGAGUGGAGUGCUUUGCGCAGCACAAGCAAGGGGCUGCUGUGGGUGGGGCCGACACCAGCACCCUGGACCAGAAGCUGCGCCUAGUCAUCUCUGACUUCCACCAGCUCAUCUUGGCUUUCCUCCAAGUCUACGACAAUGAGCUGGGUGAGUGCUGCCAGCGCCCAGGCCCCAACCUCCACCCGUGCGGCCCCAUCGUCCAGGCUGUGUACCAGUCUCUGACUUCCUGCAGCCAACUAUUGAAGGCAGUCGUGGAGGUCGCUGACACCUCUGGGAAAGCUGUGGAGACGGUGAGGAAGCAGCAGGGCGAGCAGAUCUGCUGGGGCAGUGACAGCUCUGUGAUGAGUCUAGCCACCAAAAUGGAUGAACUAACGCAGAAAUACAAGGUCUUCAACGACAGCCUGCACAAGGGCGCAGGCUAGCGCGGGAGCGGGA